Messenger RNA from Sphenostylis stenocarpa, 993 nucleotides. NCBI's taxonomy places the organism in Eukaryota, Viridiplantae, Streptophyta, Magnoliopsida, Fabales, Fabaceae. The record is from the annotation of a GenBank genome assembly.
AUGUCUGCCAUAUUGGUGCUUCUUCUUGUAUGUGGAAUAUCAUCUUCCAUUACAGCUGCGGAAUCCGUAGGAGUUUGCUACGGAGUACUUGGUGAUCCUCUGCCGUCAAAGCAAGAAGUUGUGGAUUUAUAUAAAAGCAAUGGCAUAGGCAAAAUGCGUAUAUACUCCCCUGAAAAAGAAACCCUGGAAGCUCUUAGAGGUUCAGGCAUUGAGUUGACCAUGGACGUGGCUAAGGAUACCCUUCAAUCUCUCACAGACUCCGAUGCUGCCAACAAUUGGGUGAAUACGAACGUGAUACCCUAUGCACAAGACGUCAAUUUCAAGUACAUCACUGUAGGAAACGAGAUUCGUCCAAGUUACACCGAGGCUCAAUACAUUUUGCCUGCCAUCACCAAUAUUCAGAAUGCAAUUUCAUCAGCCAAUUUGCCAAUCAAGGUGUCUACAGCAAUAGACUCCACUUUGAUCGGUAACGCCUACCCACCUAACGAUGGCGUUUUCACCAGCGAGGCAGAGCCAUAUAUAAAGCCCAUCAUCGACUUACUCAAGCGCAAUGGGGCACCACUUCUUGCCAAUGUGUACCCUUACUUUGCUUAUGUUGGUGAUCAACAAAACAUUCCUCUCUCCUAUGCUCUUUUCACCCAACAAGGAGAAAACAGUGUUGGGUACCAGAACUUGUUUGAUGCAAUGCUUGAUGCAACAUACUCUGCUCUUGAGAAAGUGGGAGCAUCUGAUAUGCAGAUCGUGGUUUCUGAGAGUGGGUGGCCAUCUGAAGGUGGAGUUGGAGCCUCCACUGAUAACGCAGCCACUUACUACGCUAAUUUGAUUUCUCAUGUCUCUGGUGGGAGUGGAACUCCCAAGAAACCUGGUCAGUCUAUACCGACUUACUUGUUUGCCAUGUUUGACGAAAACAAAAAGGAUGGUGAUGACUCUGAACGACAUUUUGGUCUCUUCACUCCUGAUAAAUCCCCCAAAUACCAACUCAGUUUCAGUUAG